Aspergillus bombycis is the source of this 540-nucleotide messenger RNA. RefSeq lists its product as uncharacterized. The coding region runs from base 1 to 540 and encodes 179 amino acids. The transcript is spliced from 3 exons. NCBI's taxonomy places the organism in Eukaryota, Fungi, Ascomycota, Eurotiomycetes, Eurotiales, Aspergillaceae. The record is from RefSeq and is a predicted model, not a curated record.
AUGGGAACAACAUCUGUCCGCCGCAAUAUAUUCCACCACCAUCUCAGCAAACGCUCUGUAUCGGCAGCUCUCCCAAAUGCCUCGAUGCAAAGUGGUACCACCGGUGGACUGCCUAGUCUCUCCUCUCAUGUUAUGCCAUCUGCGUCAUAUGAAUCGACACAGUCGCUGGGCCCCGGCCUAGUCGAUGGCGGGGAGAUCGUGGUGAAGGAUAAAAAUGGUGAUUAUAAGCUCGAUAUUCCCGUUCUUCCGCCCGCCGUUGCAAGAGAGGAUGGGGAUGAGAUGGAGGGCAUGGAAGGUGGAGCUACUAGAGGAUCUGGGCCUACGGGGGCUGAGUCCACAGCACAAAUAGAAAUUAGCGGGCGCGAGAAAGAGAAAAUUGAGGCAAGUCUGGUAGAUAUGAUGUACCGAAGUCGGAACAGGCAGAUGAGCACCGAACCAGCUGAGAUUCUGAAUCUCAUCCAUCAGAACCUUAGGAACAAUGUUGCCUCCCUGGAUGAAGACAACUGGAUAUACGAACCAGAACCCGACUCGCUUUUCUAG